Messenger RNA from Chiloscyllium plagiosum (whitespotted bambooshark), 2840 nucleotides. The record is from RefSeq and is a predicted model, not a curated record. Lineage: Eukaryota; Metazoa; Chordata; Chondrichthyes; Orectolobiformes; Hemiscylliidae.
GAGUGUGUGAGGGGGUCUGAGUGAGGGUCUGAGUGAGGAGCGGGUCACGGACAGAGCCCCCGCCGCCAGCAGCGAUGAUCCGGGUGCGGUGUCUCCGCGGAGGUAGCAGAGGAGCCGAGUCCGCCCAUUUCAUAGGGAAUCUGGUUGGUCGAACUGUUGCAGGAUGGGUGCAGAAAUCUUUCCAAAGCACUCAGACUGCCGCUGCUACUGCAGCCAGAGAGAAUUCCUCUGUUACUGAUCACAAGGAUAAGGCUGAAGACUGUCCAGUCUGUUCCUACAAUGAGUGGGAUACUCUGGAAGAAGUGAUUGUUGGGAGACCUGAGAAUGCGUGUGUGCCCCCUUUUACAGUGGAAGUCAAGGCUAACACCUAUGAGAAGAAUUGGCCCUUUUACCAGAAGCAUGGAGGUCAGAAUUUUCCAAAGGAGCAUGUGAAGAAAGCUGUUGCUGAAAUUGAGGAGAUGUGUAAUGUUCUUCGUGGGGAGGGAAUCACUGUCAGGCGCCCGGAGAUCAUUGACUGGUCUGACUAUUACAAGACGCCAGAUUUUGAAUCUACAGGAAUGUAUGCUGCUAUGCCGAGGGACAUAUUGCUGGUGGUUGGGAGUGAAAUCAUUGAAGCACCAAUGGCAUGGCGUGCUCGCUUUUUUGAAUAUAGAGCAUAUCGGCCACUCAUCAAAGAUUACUUCCUGCGCGGAGCAAAGUGGACAACUGCUCCCAAACCACAAAUGUCUGACAAGCUGUAUGACAUGAAUUACCCCAUCCACUCGGUGGAGGACAGAAACAAACUUACAGCUGAAGGGAAGUUUGUAACCACUGAAUUUGAACCGUGUUUUGAUGCUGCCGAUUUUAUGAGAGCUGGGAGAGAUAUAUUUGUACAAAGGAGUCAGGUGACUAAUUAUCUGGGGAUCGAGUGGAUGCGGAGACACCUUGCACCAACAUACAGAGUUCACACACUUUCCUUCAAGGAUCCGAACCCCAUGCACAUUGAUGCAACCUUCAAUAUCAUUGGACCUGGCUUAGUGUUGGCAAAUCCAGACCGUCCCUGUCACCAGAACUUCCCGAUGAUUGCUUACCAAUCUCCAUAUGAGUGCAUCAGGCCCUGUUACUGUGUUCCUGCUUCCCAAGCUCCUACCUACCAGAUCAUACCAUUGAAGCAAUGGGUCCUGUCCUCAUGGGUCUUCAGAUUUUGGUGUGAGAAUUACAGCUCAGUAAAUCAUAUUACCACUAUUGUAAGACCACAUUGGGGUUAUCAAGUAACUAGUCUACUAUUAACUCAAUUUUUUUCUUGUUUUCCUUCUCCAGGAAUUGCAACAAUUAAAGUCGCCAUCCGCCAUGCAAAUUCGUUGGGGGGAGGCUUCCAUUGCUGGACAUGUGACAUUCGUCGCCAUGGCACUCUCCAAUCGUAUUUUGACUGAGUAUUGUAGGGGAUCAUGUCAUUAAUAAUUAAAAGGCUAAUGAAAAAUUGAUCUUUAUUUCAGGGGCCUGGAAUACAAAGAGAUGAAAAUUUUGUUUGUUAAAUACGGUGUUCGGGCAAAAUAGGUUUCAUAGACUAGACUUCUAUUUACUUAAUGGUAGGAGAUAAAUUAAGGUGAUUAAUAAAAUUGAAGGAUGUGAUAGAGCAGAUAGAGUAAAAUUCUGCUUUGGGGAAUCUUAAACAUGUGAAUUAUUUCAAACUUUGAGCUCAGCCAUUGGGGGUAAUGCCAGCAAACACUUCACACAAAAGGGUUGGGUUUUAUACUGAGACAGCACCAAGGCCAUUUGCUCCAUUGUGCCUAUGUCUAAUAUUUGUAAGAACAAGACAGUUCCUCACUCCCAUACUUUUCCUCCACUACCCUGACCAUUAUGUCCUUCAAAUAUUUAUCAAUUCCUUUGGUAGAUCUGUUGCUGAAUAUCCUUCCUCUGCAUUUUAUAGACUGUAUACUGUAGAUGAAAACAACUCACUGUGUAAAGUCUUCUUCCUCAAUUCACCUCUGGUUCUUUUGCCACCUAUGUUAAAUGUAUUCUCUUGAAUUACUACUCCUUCUGCAAUGUCUAUAGUUUCUCCUCUCUCUCAUCUGAAGUCUGUCAUCCCAGGACCCAUUUUAAUAAAACUCCAUUGCUUUCUUCCCAAGGCCUCAAACUCCUUCCUAAAGUGUGGAAUUAUACACAAUAUAUCAGCCAUUUGCUUUUGUAUUUCAUGCCUCUAUGAAUAAAGCCAAUGAUCCCAUACACUUAUGCCACAAUCUCUCAAAUUGUCUUAUUAUCAUCAAAUUUGGUGUUAAUAUACUUCCCAGCUCUCUUUGUUCCUCCACCCCCUUUAAAAUUAUAACCUUUUAAUAAUAUUGCCUCUUACCAUUCUUUCUACUGUAACUAAUCAUAUCGAUCAGUUGUUGAAAUUAAAUGCUCCCCCAGAAAAGAUGGAUAUGGAGAAAUUGUUGGUAGUCAAGGUUAGUAAUUGAUCUAACAUAAUAUCAGAACAAGUUUAAAGGCUGGAAUGGCCUCUUCAUUUUCCUUUGAUAACUGGAAUCGGACCUGAACACCCACACAAGCUGGUGAAUCACUUUGGUCAAGCACAUGCAUGAACUCUAGGUUUAUUUUGAACAAUGCCUUUUUGCUUAAAGCUUCCUUUCAUCAUUUAUUCUUCCUUUCAGAGAACGUGUUAAAAUUCCCUUGUGAUCUACAACAGAGGUUCUCUGGCUAGCUUCCAAACAUUUCCUCUUCUUCUAAUGAGACUGGCAUUGCAACUUCCCCUGUGAAAGUCAGCAGUUGUUUCAGGGUAAUUGACAGGCUAUACCUGCUCUUCCCUUUACCCAUGACAUUCUCAUUACUGGAAAUUUGGUUAGUUACUACACUGGAUCAUUUUA